AUGUACAACCUCGUGAAGAAGCGUGUCAUGCCAUGCUUUGCCAUUGCACCCAUGCCAAUCGAGGCUAACACGCUCUUCAAGCUAGAUGUUGACGAUGACAUCUGGCAAGAUAUCAGCCUUGAAGACGACUAUCAGGAGGGUCCGGUGCCACUGUGGCUAGGUGAUGAGGCAGUACAAGCAGGCAUCAAGAGCUUGCUUCUGCUUGAUCAAUGCAGAGAAGAGGAUAGGAGAUUGAGAGAUGAGCAGUGUGCUAUGCAGGAGUGGAUGAAGGAAGAGUGGGCAUGUCUGGGUGCGGCAGAGCAUAAAGCACACUGGGCCCGUCGAUGCCACCUCUGCAGGCUAUGUGUCACAUGGCAAUCUCGGGUCUGCUCCAUUCUCUGCAGCCAUCCAAUGUUGAAGUCAUGGGGUCCAUCUCAAGAUGAGUUGCGUGAUGCUGCAGUAUAUAGUGUCACAGGCUUGUGGGAGGAGGAAACAGCAACAGGUGGUCAAAAGAAUGCCACAGGUGAGCAGAAUGUCAGUGAGGAUGAAGAUGAUGAGGAUUGCAAUUUCACUGAAAUUGAAGGUGAUGAGAAAGAAGGGGAACUCCUUGAUGUAGUUGAGGCUGUUGCCCUCGCUGAUGCCUAUCAUGUGUCAGUUGAGGUUGACAGUGACUCUGACAUUGGUGAGGAGGUUCUAUCAUUGACCUCUCCAGUACGAAGGACAUCUUCAAGUCCUCGCAAACGUCAUCUUAAAUAG
Messenger RNA from Laetiporus sulphureus 93-53, 735 nucleotides. RefSeq lists its product as uncharacterized. The transcript has 2 exons. The record is from RefSeq and is a predicted model, not a curated record. Bases 1 to 735 code for a protein of 244 amino acids. NCBI's taxonomy places the organism in Eukaryota, Fungi, Basidiomycota, Agaricomycetes, Polyporales, Laetiporaceae.